Molecule: messenger RNA, 1185 nt
Organism: Hansenula anomala
Lineage: Eukaryota; Fungi; Ascomycota; Saccharomycetes; Phaffomycetales; Wickerhamomycetaceae
Exons: 2
Coding region: 1-1185 (394 amino acids)
Source: RefSeq, a predicted model, not a curated record
AUGGACGUGUUUGAACAAGAUAAGGCACCAAAGGUUGAGAAUAAGAGAUUGCAAACCAACAAGAAAGCGCUAUUCUUCCAAAAGAUUUUGGUCAAUUCACUGCUGAGAUAUCGUCAAGCCGCAAAAUUUACAUCCAAAAACCAUGUCAGCUCAAAUGAACAAACUGUGACAAUACUUGAUCUCCCACCUGAAGUAUUCAAAAUUAUUGUCUUUUUCAUAUACCGUUCAAACCACUCAAUUGUCCCAUUAGUCACUUGUUGCAAGCAAUUAUACCAAAGAUUUGCAUAUUUGAUCUAUUCCACUAAGAUUGUCCACAUUAAAGAUGAUCAAAGAAUUUUUUCCAACACUGAAUCCCAUGCUCUUAAUACAUUGCAGUAUUUGGAUAAAAAUAAAAAAAAUGUUGCAGCUGCUAUACCAAUUCUUUCAGUAUACUUUAGAAAAUCAUAUUUUUCAUCUGAUAACUUACCACUAAGUACUGGUUUGUUAUUCAAUACUUUACCUAUAAUGUCCAGGUUGGUUGUUUUGACAAUAGAUGCCGAUGAACCCAUACUUUUAUUCAAAUCAUUUUGUCAUCUUCCACCAAAAAUUCAAGUGUUGAGAAUUUAUAUAAACUUCACAAAGAACCAGUUAUCAAGAAUAGAUCCAAAAGCUUUUCCCACAGAUGAUUAUGAAAAGUUUUCAGAAGUUCAAGACCUUGAAUAUUUUGAAGUUGAAUCAAGAAAGUAUAACCUUGUAUCACGUCACAUUCAUCCAAGUUGGGGAUUUUUCAGUAUGAACCCAAAUUUGGAAGAGGAAAGAGCAUUUGAACAUUUUUUCACCUCAGGGCUUGCAAGAGCUUAUGAAAGAAUAAAAGGUGAAGGUAGAAAAUCAUUAGUCAAAGAAAAGAUUGGACAUACGAUAUAUAACUUUUUGCAAAAAAACAAAUCCAAAUUAAUUAAAAUGGAAUUUAUGGGAAUUGAUCUUAAUUUGAUUUUCAAUAUUGAUAAUUUUAGAACUCCAUUUCAAUUUGAUGCUUUAAGAAUGUUGUUCUUUGAUAACUCAUCUAGACUAUUUUUAACAAAAUGGUUACCAACAUUUCAACAACAGAACAUGUACCCAACUUAUAGGACCCAUUACCCAUUAUUAUUAAUGGAGAGCAAAUUAUUCACAACUCAGAAAUUGAAAGUUGGAGAUACUCAAAUCUGA